UUCUUCACUCUUGUGUGGUGGGUGGACUCGCGAGGAGGUCUCAGUUUAACUCUAAAAACACCUUUUUGACUGCAAAAAUUCAAAUCUCUCGCGCGACUGAGAAACGCCUGCUUUCUUCCGCCGUAGCGUCGCCGGAAGACAAAAUAUCAUUGUACAAUCUAUGGCGACGAUUCAGCCGUCAUUUGCUGUUUCUCCGGCGAGUAGCAAUCCGAUUAGAUUCGGGUGUUUCGCGCCGCAAUGCUUCGUCCGCGUCUCGAAACCGCCUUGUUCCCGGCGGCGGCUCGUCUCCACUACGAGUUUCCAGCGGAAGAUUGGCGGCGGCGGCGGCGGUUUGAUUCGAUGCGAACUUCCGGAUUUUCAUCUAUCGGCUACAGCGACUACUGUGGCAGGUGUAUCGACGGAGAACGCAGUGGACCGAGUUCAGAUUCCGAAAGGUGAAAUGUGGAGUGUUCACAAGUUUGGCGGGACGUGUGUUGGAAACUCUCAGAGGAUCAGGAACGUUGCAGAGGUUAUAAUCAACGAUAACUCGGAGAGGAAGCUGGUGGUUGUUUCGGCGAUGUCCAAGGUGACAGAUAUGAUGUAUGACUUAAUCCGCAAGGCACAGUCACGUGAUGACUCUUAUUUAUCUGCGUUGGAAGCUGUACUCGAAAAGCACCGGUUAACAGCACGUGACCUUCUCGAUGGGGAUGAUCUCGCUAGCUUCUUGUCGCAUUUGCAUGAUGAUAUUAGUAAUCUUAAAGCAAUGCUUCGUGCGAUAUACAUAGCGGGCCAUGCGUCAGAGUCGUUUUCAGACUUUGUUGCAGGACAUGGGGAGCUUUGGUCUGCUCAGAUGCUAUCAUAUGUUGUCAGAAAGACUGGUCUUGAGUGCAAGUGGAUGGAUACUAGAGACGUGCUUAUUGUUAAUCCUACCAGCUCUAAUCAGGUGGAUCCUGAUUUUGGUGAAUCCGAAAAGAGGCUCGAUAAGUGGUUUUCCUUGAAUCCGUCGAAGAUAAUUAUUGCGACUGGGUUCAUUGCUAGCACUCCACAAAACAUUCCAACAACUUUGAAAAGAGAUGGGAGUGAUUUCUCUGCGGCUAUAAUCGGUGCUAUUUUGAGGGCUCGUCAAGUAACAAUUUGGACUGAUGUUGAUGGUGUAUACAGCGCAGAUCCUCGUAAAGUUAAUGAGGCAGUGAUUCUGAAGACACUUUCUUAUCAAGAGGCCUGGGAAAUGUCCUAUUUUGGAGCAAAUGUUUUACAUCCUCGCACCAUCAUUCCUGUGAUGCGAUAUAAUAUUCCAAUUGUGAUAAGAAAUAUCUUCAAUCUCUCUGCACCGGGAACAAUUAUCUGCCAACCUCCUGAAGAUGAUUGUGACCUUAAACUGACAACUCCUGUCAAAGGUUUUGCAACCAUUGACAAUUUGGCGCUCAUAAAUGUUGAAGGUACUGGAAUGGCUGGUGUACCUGGUACCGCGAGUGACAUUUUUGGAGCUGUAAAAGAUGUUGGAGCUAAUGUGAUUAUGAUAUCACAGGCUAGCAGUGAGCAUUCCAUAUGCUUUGCUGUGCCUGAGAAGGAAGUAAACGCUGUUUCGGAGGCACUGCGAUCGAGAUUUAGUGAAGCUUUAAAAGCUGGACGUCUUUCUCAGAUUGAAGUGAUACCAAAUUGUAGCAUCUUAGCUGCAGUCGGCCAGAAAAUGGCUAGCACACCUGGAGUUAGCUGUACACUUUUCAGUGCUCUGGCAAAGGCUAAUAUUAAUGUCCGUGCUAUAUCUCAAGGUUGUUCGGAGUACAACGUUACUGUAGUUAUCAAACGUGAGGAUAGCGUAAAGGCAUUGAGAGCCGUGCAUUCGAGGUUUUUCUUGUCAAGAACGACAUUAGCAGUGGGAAUCAUAGGACCAGGCUUGAUUGGUGCGACAUUACUUGAUCAGCUGAGGGACCAGGCUGGUGUCCUGAAAGAAGAAUUUAAUAUUGAUCUACGAGUCUUGGGAAUCACUAGUUCAAAAACUAUGCUACUAAGUGAUAUUGGAAUUGAUUUGUCACGGUGGAGAGAACUUCUAAACGAGAAGGGCACAGAGGCCAAUCUGGACAAAUUCACUCAACAAGUGCAUGGAAAUCACUUUAUCCCCAACACUGUACUGGUUGAUUGUACUGCAGACUCUGGCAUUGCAAGCAAUUACUAUGGUUGGUUACGGAAGGGAAUCCACGUCAUUACCCCAAAUAAAAAAGCAAACUCUGGUCCCCUUGAUCAGUACUUGAAGUUGAGAGAUCUUCAAAGGAAAUCCUACACUCAUUACUUCUACGAAGCUACUGUUGGAGCUGGUCUUCCAAUUAUCAGCACUUUACGUGGUCUCCUUGAGACAGGAGACAAGAUACUACGCAUAGAAGGCAUUUGCAGUGGAACUUUGAGUUAUCUAUUCAACAACUUUGUUGGAGAUCGAAGUUUCAGCGAGGUUGUGGCUGAAGCAAAGAAGGCAGGUUUCACUGAGCCUGAUCCAAGAGAUGAUUUAUCUGGAACUGAUGUUGCAAGAAAGGUGAUAAUUCUCGCUCGAGAAUCUGGAUUGAAACUGGACCUCGCUGAUCUUCCCAUUAGAAGUCUCGUCCCAGAACCACUUAAAGGAUGCGCUUCCGCUGAAGAAUUCAUGGAGAAACUCCCACAGUACGACGGAGACCUAGCAAAAGAAAGACUAGAAGCUGAGAACUCCGGGGAAGUCCUGAGAUACGUUGGAGUGGUGGACGCAGUAAACCAAAAGGGAACAGUGGAGCUACGAAGAUACAAGAAAGAGCAUCCAUUUGCACAGAUGGCAGGUUCAGACAAUAUAAUAGCAUUCACAACGACAAGAUACAAGGAUCAUCCAUUGAUUGUCCGAGGACCUGGUGCUGGUGCUCAAGUCACGGCUGGUGGUAUAUUCAGCGACAUGUUAAGGCUCGCAUCGUAUCUAGGUGCACCGUCUUAACAGGUUACGAAAAUGGUCAGUUUUGCUUAUCUCCGUAUUAAAAGUAUCAGCUACGAUUCUACGGAUCAACAACAUUUUGCUUGGUCAUUUCUACACUUAUUCGUAGCUGAUCUUUGUUGUUUUUUUUGUGGUAAACAUGUACAAUAGCAACUAGUUUUUUUGGAUUUGAUGUUCUUUGUUUGAUGCAGUAAUAAACGAUUUGCUAUUUAAUAAAACGUGCAUGGAGAAUGUUACCCGCACA
Brassica oleracea var. oleracea is the source of this 3170-nucleotide messenger RNA. Its product is annotated as bifunctional aspartokinase/homoserine dehydrogenase 2, chloroplastic. NCBI's taxonomy places the organism in Eukaryota, Viridiplantae, Streptophyta, Magnoliopsida, Brassicales, Brassicaceae. Gene Ontology annotation, molecular function: aspartate kinase activity; NADP binding; homoserine dehydrogenase activity. Bases 161 to 2929 code for a protein of 922 amino acids. Gene Ontology annotation, biological process: L-homoserine biosynthetic process; aspartate family amino acid biosynthetic process. The transcript has 18 exons. The record is from RefSeq and is a predicted model, not a curated record.